Effrenium voratum is the source of this 1899-nucleotide messenger RNA. The record is from the annotation of a GenBank genome assembly. Lineage: Eukaryota; Dinophyceae; Suessiales; Symbiodiniaceae.
AGCUCAAGGAAUCCCUGCGGCGCGAGAGUGCGAGCCUGUGUAGCCUGAUGAGCGACUUCGACAAGGCAAGCUCGCCCUUGAUUUCUUCAGAUCCUUCACAGGGCAGUCCGACGACCCCAGCACCAGCAGCCACAGCAGCUGCCGCAGCCACGGCUGGCCAGCGGUUGGCAGGCUUUGCGUGUGAGACAGCCUCGUUGCCAAGCGAUGCUUCAUCGAGCCGGCUUGGGCAGUCAGCUGAGCCACGUGCCAAGAGGCCACAGACUCCCCAGCUCAACGGUCAAGCGGCUCGUCAAGAACCCCGAAGUGAUGAAGCUGAACAGGAGGCGGUGCCACAGGGCCGUCCGCAGACAGCCACGCCUGCCGCAGCGGCCACGGAAGGGCAGCGCGUGGAAGAAACUGCUCAGCAAGAGACGGCACGCCGGUGGAGGGGGCGGAGCCGCUCUGUGUCCACCACUGAGACCGUCUCUUGGGGGACGCUCUCUGAUGGGGAUGCCUCUGUGGCUUGGGAGGCCGUGGGAGCGGCAAGGGGGGGCAUGGGUUGGCAUCGCAGCCGCCUCCGGAACAUGGACUUUGGCCCACAGAUUUACAUGCCAUCGAAAGUGGUGCAAAAGUGGCGUGGCCUGGCGCCGGAGGAGAGGAGUUUGACCAACUUCCCGAGGGCCAUCAAUGAGCCGGAAAUCAAGAACUACUUGCUUCACUCGGUUUGGCAUCGAGUUGAUCGCAACCUCCGGGAGGAAGAUGUUGAGGAGGAGACACCGGCGAUGUGGUGGUUCGGCAUUGACGGACCAAGGCAAGAGGUCUUCCUGCUGAUCCUCAACUCGAACAUGGUGUCUCGCCACGACUUCACGGCCCGCCUGCUGCUGGUACUGGUGCCCAACAACCGGAUGGGAGGCUCACCCUCCAACCCCAACCAGCUGCUGUUUGCACACUUGUUCCCUUCCUCGAACCUUUGCAGUGAGCCCAGGAUGUCCUCCAUGCUGAGAAAUAGCCUGCGCGAGCUGCUCCCAGACUUCGACCUUUGUUGUCGUGAUGCCAUUUGCCGUCUUGAGGAGUCUGGGGUGCCGCUGGUGCCGGCGGCCUUCGAGACCAGCCGCAGGGAGGAUCUGACCUUUGAUCCCAGGGCCAGGGUCAAUGUCGUGGGCAUUGCCCAGCACAUUCGGCACGAAGCCCGCUCGCAUCGCAUCCCAGUGGAGUUCUCCCACCUAAGUGACGCUGACAUCAAUCAGCGAGUGCAGUGGGCGAUCACCCGGCUCAGGAAUUCGCCCCAUUGCGCCGUCCCCCAGUACUUUACCGACCGAAAUUGCGUGCGUGGCGGUUCCAUCAACUUCCUAGCGCCCCUCAGCUUGUCGGAGCCCGGAUCAGAUGAUGCCGCCGUGGCUUUGGUCCUGGUGCCGGAGCGCAGCCGAACUGGCGAAAGGUAUUACAACGCCAUGACGAUUCUCUCCCUGAUGGAGGCGCACUUGAAUGCCCUGGUGGUAAACCCCUUCAGCGGCCACUGGCUUCGCAUCCAGUUCUAAGAGCAAAGUGAGCAAGGGCCAAAGCCCUGUUGGAUUCGGCUGACCCCUUUCCUCAGCAAGGGGACACAGAGUUUGAGGAGAAUUCCCGUGCUCAUGGGCCACUGGGCCAUUUCGUGAAAAGCAGGCCAACUCGCCAACACAAGCCCGAAUCGGCUGCAAGAAUCCACCAGGGGUGAUGCCUAGUCAAAUUCAGUCAAGUCUUACGACUUGAGCCCAGUCUUUCGCCCAUCCUGUUGGCGCAAAGCUGAAAGGAUGAGGCGAUGCAGAGCCAUGGAUUUGCUGCAUGCAACUCAGCAGUGCAGGAGGCGCAUGAGAGCUUCCAGGUCUGCGAUGAGUCCAGGUUUGCGAUGUUGCGUAGGAGUGCGUGUUGUUUGUUGCGUGC